Molecule: messenger RNA, 4584 nt
Organism: Podarcis raffonei (Aeolian wall lizard)
Lineage: Eukaryota; Metazoa; Chordata; Lepidosauria; Squamata; Lacertidae
Gene: VPS41
Product: VPS41 subunit of HOPS complex
Exons: 29
Coding region: 57-2621 (854 amino acids)
Biological process (GO): vesicle-mediated transport; macroautophagy; endosomal vesicle fusion
Cellular component (GO): late endosome; HOPS complex
Molecular function (GO): protein binding
Source: RefSeq, a predicted model, not a curated record
CAUUUCCCAGCGUGCCUUUCGCUCCCGGGCGCUCUCACGUGACCGUCGCCGGCGCCAUGGCGGAAGCAGAGCCGCAGGAGCCCAGGUGCAAUGAAGAAUCUACAGAUGAGUCUGAGGAAGACGACAGUGAAGAGGAGCCCAAGCUGAAGUAUGAAAGGCUUUCAAAUGGCGUUACAGAAAUUCUUCAAAAGGACGUCGCCAGUUGCAUGAUGGUUCAUGAGAAGUUUUUGGCGCUUGGAACGCAUUAUGGCAAAGUUUAUUUACUCGAUGUCCAGGGGAAUAUCACCCAGAAGUUUGACAUUAGUCCAGUUAAGAUAAAUCAAAUUAGCCUGGAUGAAAGUGGAGAACACAUGGGUGUUUGCUCUGAAGAUGGCAAGGUGCAGGUGUUUGGAUUGUACACAGGGGAAGAAUUCCACGAAACGUUUGAUUGCCCUAUUAAAAUUGUCGCUGUUCACCCUCAGUUUGUGAGAUCACACUGCAAGCAGUUUGUAACUGGAGGGAACAAAUUGUUUUUAUAUGAAAAGUCAUGGAUGAACAGAUGGAAACCUUCCGUUUUACAUGAAGGAGAGGGAAAUAUCAGAAAUGUUAAAUGGAGAGGAAACCUGAUUGCUUGGGCCAAUAAUAUGGGCGUGAAGAUACUCGACGUGAUUGCUAAGCAAAGAAUCACCAACGUGCCCCGAGACGAUAUAAACCUGCGUCCUGAUAUGUAUCCCUGCAGCCUUUGCUGGAAAGAUAAUUUAACACUGAUUAUUGGCUGGGGAAAUUCAGUAAAGAUAUGCUCAGUGAAAGAGCGACAUGCCAGUGAAAUGCGAGAUCUGCCAAGUCGUUAUGUGGAAAUAGUUUCCCAGUUCAACACUGAAUUUUACAUCAGUGGAAUUGCACCUCUCUGUGACCAGCUUGUCAUUCUUUCAUAUGUAAAGGAGAUUUCAGAGAAAACUGAAAAGGAGUGUUGUUCCAGACCUAGGCUGGAUAUAAUCCAGCCAUUUCCUGAAUCUUGUGAAGAAAUCUCCUCUGAUGCUCUAACUGUGAGGCGCUUCCAAGAAAAUGAAUGCCGUGAUUAUUGUUUGGAAUAUUCAGAGGGUGAAUCACUGUUUUAUAUCAUCAGUCCAAGAGAUGUUGUUGUGGCCAAAGAACGUGACCAGGAUGACCAUAUUGAAUGGCUCUUGGAAAAGAAGAAAUAUGAAGAGGCUUUGAUGGCAGCUGAGAUCAGCCAGAAGACCAUGAAAAAACACAAGAUUCAGGAUAUAGGUUUGGCCUACAUAAACCAUCUGAUGGAAAUUGGAGAGUAUGACCUGGCAGCACGAAAAUGCCAGAAAAUACUUGGCAAGAACACAGAUCUCUGGGAAUUUGAAGUGCACAGGUUUAAAGAAAUUGGACAACUUAAGGCGAUUAGCCGCUAUUUGCCAAGACGGGAUUCAGUCCUGAAGCCUUUUAUCUAUGAAAUGGUCCUGCAUGAAUUUCUGGAGAGCGACUAUGAGGGUUUUGCAACAUUAAUUAAGGAGUGGCCUGGGAACCUUUAUAACAACGCAAUCAUUGUCCAAGCAGUGGUGGACCAUCUGAAGAAAGAUCCACAGAACAGGACUUUGCUGAAAACGCUUGCAGAGUUGUACACCUAUGACCAACGCUACGGAAAGGCCCUUGAAAUUUAUCUCACACUGAGACAUAAAGAUGUUUUCCAGCUGAUCCACAAACACAAUCUUUUCAGCUCCAUCAGGGACAAAAUUGUUCUGCUAAUGGAGUUUGAUUCAGAGAAAGCAGUUGACAUGCUUUUGGAUAAUGAAGACAAGAUCUCUAUUGAUAAAGUGGUGGAAGAAUUAAAAAACAGGCCUGAAUUGCAGCAUGUGUACUUGCACAAGCUGUUCAAGAGAGACCAUCACAAAGGACAAAAGUAUCAUGAGAAACAGAUCAGUCUGUAUGCUGAAUAUGACCGGCCAAAUUUACUUCCGUUUCUCAGAGACAGCACUCAUUGCCCUUUAGAAAAGGCUCUUGAAAUCUGUCAACAAAGAAACUUUGUAGAAGAGACAGUUUAUCUUUUGAGCAGAAUGGGCAAUAGUCGAAGUGCUCUGAAGAUGAUCAUGGAGGAAUUAUAUGAUGUGGAUAAGGCUAUUGAAUUUGCUAAGGAGCAAGAUGAUGCAGAACUGUGGGAAGAUCUCAUCUUGUAUUCCAUUGACAAACCACCUUUUAUUACCGGCUUGUUAAAUAACAUUGGGACCCACGUUGACCCCAUCCUCCUGAUCCACCGCAUUAAGGAAGGCAUGGAGAUUCCAAACCUGAGAGAUUCGCUGGUAAAAAUUCUUCAGGAUUAUAACUUACAGAUUUUGCUGCGGGAGGGGUGCAAGAAGAUUCUUGUUGCUGACUCGCUUUCCUUGCUGAAAAAGAUGCACCGAACACAAAUGAGAGGAGUGCUUGUGGAUGAGGAGAAUAUAUGUGAAACGUGCCUUUCCCCUAUACUGCCUACAGAUGCAUCUAAAUCUUUCAGUGUAACAGUGUUUCACUGCAGGCAUAUGUUCCACAAAGAGUGUUUUCCUGAACUUAGCACAGAUUCGUCGGUACACUUCUGUAACAUCUGCAGUGCUAAACACAGAGGUCCAGGCAGUGCCAUCUUGGAGAUGAAAAAAUAAUAAUCUUUGGCAUGUUGAGAGCUUAUAUUCUUCCAUGUGUGACUACUUUAAUGUGGCUCAGUGGAGCAGUGCUUCGUUGUCAAUAUGCUACACAUUGUGUGCAUAUGCGUAUGUAACUUUGGCUGUGGAUGUAGUAAGAGGGACUCUUUAAAUCAUCCAGCUCACUGAUAUUUCCUAUGUGGCUUUAAAGUGCUGGCAGCCAGGAAGUAAUCAAUGUGUUCCCUAAUACACCAUUGUGCAGUUCAGAUGCGGUCACCUGUAUGCUUGCUUAAUCUCUACUAAUUAAUGAAAAGUAAACCUAAGUGGGAAAGUCAUUGAGUUGAUACGGUCUGUUUACAAAGUUAAAGCCUGUUAACAGGCUUGAAGUCGUAGCUGAAAUUGCAGUUUGAUCUUUGUUCAAAAACUCUUUGGGGCUCCACAUUCAGGAACAUGUACAUGCAUUGCCUCUCCAAGGUCAACUUGUGUUCUGUACCUUAUCCUUUUAUUCAGGGGACCUCAAAACAGUUGUAAUUUCUAAGAUGUGAAGAUGAUAAAACAAAAACAAAAAAACCUGCCAAUUGAGACCAGGGCUCUACCUACUUUGAGCAUCCUAUGUACAACACAAGCCAACCAAAUGCCCCCAGGAAGCUGACAAACACGGUGUGAAGGCACAGCCCUCCCCUGUAGUGUGUUUCCAAUGCCUGUUAUUCAUAGGUAUACUGCCUCUGGUCUUGGAGGUUCCAUGUCAAUCUGUCUAUCUAUUUGCCACGAUGGCUCAUACCUUUCCUGAGUUUUUCUAGGCUGCCAGUCACUAAGCAGUCACCAAGCGCUUCCAUCUCUGCACCAGAGGUACUACCCUAUCCCCUAAACACCCAGUACACCCCAUUGGAUAAAGUUGUUGUUUAGUUGUUUAAUCGUGUCCGACUCUUCGUGACCCCAUGGACCAGAGCACGCCAGGCAUUCCUGUCUUCCACUGCCUCCCACAGUUUAGUCAAACUCAUGCUGGUAGCUUCGAGAACACUAUCCAACCAUCUUGUCCUCUCUCGUCCCCUUCUCCUUGUGCCCUCCAUCUUUCCCACAUCAGGGUCUUUUCCAGGGAGUCUUCUCUUCUCAUGAGGUGGCCAAAGUAUUGGAGUCUAAGCUUCACGAUCUGUCCUUCCAGUGAGCACUCAGGGCUGAUUUCCUUCAGAAUGGAGAGGUUUGAUCUUCUUGCAGUCCAUGGGACUCUCCAGAGUCUCCUCCAGCACCAUAAUUCAAAAGCAUCAAUUCUUCAGCGAUCAGCCUUCUUUAUGGUCCAGCUCUCACUUCCAUACAUCACUACGGGAAAACCAUAGUUGCUGGGUGGAAAAUAUAUCAUGUGUAUAAUGUCUGUAGCAGGAGAUCUUUGUAAACACAUUGGGAAGGCUCAUACAGCUCCAAGGAUCCCUUUCAUGCCACCCCACAUUUAGUGGGUUCUGUGCGCGCGCCAGUUCUUGGCCCUUGCAUGCAUUCGCAUGAAGCAGAUAGCUGUCACAAGCAGAAGGCAAACAGCAUCUGCUUCAAAGUGGGUUGGUUGUGCAGUGGCUCACUUCUUUGUCAUGAUGCCACAACGAAGCAAAAAGCCAGCGCCCUUUUCUCCAGAGGCUCUAGGUUUGCAGUAACUACAUGAAUGUGCUACGAAAUGUUCUCUGCUCGUCCCCCACCCCCUGGCUGCUAAACAGGUUUCGUAGACCAUGGCAUCCUGUUAGUAAAAUAAAAUAAAUGAAAUGGGGAGAAUGAAACUGUCUUUAAGUACAUGUAACCACAUUAUUUUCCUGUGCCUCUUGCUGUUUAAACCUAAGUCUUUCUGACCCAUAUAUUAGUACCAUCAUCUGGAUUACAUAAUCCCAGAUGUUUGCAUAUUGUUUCGUGAACUCAUCUGUCCUCUCUGAACUAUAUUGUGCUAUAUGAUGGAGUCACAGCUUUUUUUUAAAAAAAAGGAAGAUUAAAUCCUAGUAAAAGCUUA